This is a messenger RNA of Lodderomyces beijingensis, 1104 nucleotides long. Lineage: Eukaryota; Fungi; Ascomycota; Pichiomycetes; Serinales; Debaryomycetaceae. The record is from the annotation of a GenBank genome assembly.
AUGUCUUUAGCAAAUUUGCAGCCAAAUUCCCUGGCAACAAACAGCACCGCACCAGCAGCAGCAGCAGCACCAUUAAGAUCCCCCCACAUCAAAACCAGCUUGCUAGAAGUGACAAAAAUCCUACCAAGCAAACCACCAUGCCGCAUUUUCUUUAAACACGAAAACGAACAACCUUCAGGAAGUUUCAAAUUGAGGGGCAUUGGCCACCUCGUGAAGCAAUCCAUUGAAAAAGCCCAAAGGCUGGGGGUGCCACUCAACAAGAUUCACGUUUUCGCCUCAAGUGGCGGUAAUGCUGGUUUAGCCGCAGCUUAUCUGGCCCAAUUCUACAAAGUUGCAUGUACUGUCGUUAUCCCUACCAUUGCUAAACCUGUCAUUCAAGCAAAACUCAAGAGUUAUGGCGCUAAAGUGAUUCUUUACGGCAAAUCGAUCAAUGAAGCAGACCAAUAUUUGAAAGGCAUGAUUAGCAAAGUCGGCGACGGUGUUUUCCCCGUUUACUGCCACCCAUUUGAUAACCCCAAUAUCUGGAAUGGCCACUCGUCGUUGGUUGACGAGCUUGUUGAACAAGUUGGCCCAGACCAGCGUGACAAACUCAAGGGAUUAGUAUGUUCCUUUGGUGGCGGUGGCUUGUACAAUGGUCUUUACCAAGGCAUGGUCAACAACAAUGUUUCAGGAAACGUGUUGUUGAUCGAAACGGCCCAAGCACCAACUUUGAACGAGUCAAUCAAAGCCAACGACAUCAUCACUCUCAACGAUGUCAAUUCAUUAGCUACGUCAUUAGCAUGCUCCUACACCACGAGGCAAUCCUUGCAGUACUACCAAGACACCUCGAGCGGCGUGGUGUCGCAACUAGAGACAAUCGACGACAUGGACGCCUUGAGAGCCUGCAUCGCAUACAGGAAAUGUUGCAACAAGAUUGUGGAGCCUGCGUGCGGGGCCGCGUUAUCUGUCUGCUACAACCGCUUGGAUUUGCUUUACAAGAGCAGCCUCUCGCAUUUGCUGCAGGAUGACAUCUUGGUGAUUGUCGUUUGCGGUGGCUCGUGCACCACCGAGCUGGACUUGAACCAAUUUGAAACGAUGGUCAAGAAAUCGGAAACCAAGCUUUAG